Paramormyrops kingsleyae is the source of this 2259-nucleotide messenger RNA. Its product is annotated as receptor-binding cancer antigen expressed on SiSo cells-like. Lineage: Eukaryota; Metazoa; Chordata; Actinopteri; Osteoglossiformes; Mormyridae. The record is from RefSeq and is a predicted model, not a curated record. Gene Ontology annotation, cellular component: secretory granule.
CUCAUGAGUUUUGCGACGACGUUUCAUAGAAUAACAUGAAUACUUCUUGCCUGUCAGCAUAAAUAUAUGGGCUACAUCCUGGUCUAGGUUAUGUAGAUGUAUUUGUCUCAUAAAUUAACAAUGUGUAGGUCUUCCAAGGUAGGUAACCGAGCACAGGAAAAAGCAAGCCUCGAUGGUGUAUUUCAUACGUACCGCUGCAGAUGUAACGCCGAUGGCGAAUCUUGGGUUUAGAUGAAUCGGGCUGCUGGUAGCCAGAGAGCCGAGCAGGUCUCUCAAAGCCACCGUUAUCGUAAGCCAGCUCAAUGAUCACACGGACAUCCACUGCCUUGGCUCUUGGGUGGGUUUCAGUUUAAUUUUUGUGCUAGAGCUAUAUGGUUCAAGAUGGCCAUCUCCCAGUUCCGCCUUUUCAGGAUUUGCACGUGUCUUGCAUGGCUGUUGUCGUUCUUUAAAAGAUUAAUCUGCAGGUCCGGAAGGUUUCGAAAGCUCAGCGGUGAUCAGAUUUCUUUACCGACAACUGUAGAUUUCUCAGUACCCAAACAGCCAGAGAUUGAGCAGUGGAGCUCCUGGGAUGAUGACGCCCCAACAAGCAUCAAGAUUGAGGGUGGCAACGGUGCCGUGCCCCUCCAGCCCAGUGAGACUGAGGGGGAGCCUGACUACUUCAAAGACAUGGCCCCCACCAUCAGGAAAACGCAGAAGAUCAUCUUGAAGAAGCGGGAGCCCCUGAACUUCUCAUUGCUUGAUGGGAGCACCGGUUUCUCCAGCCGCCUGGCUGUCACGCAGGACAUGCCUUUCAUCCAGCCGUCGGCUGAGUUGGGAGACCUGGACACCUGGCAAGAGGAGACGAAUGCUUGGGAGGACGGGUCUGAUGCUACAUGGGAGGCAGAAGAGGUGCUAAGGCAGCAGAAGUUGGCCGAGAGGGAGAGACGGGCGAUGGAACAGCAGAGGAAGAAAAUGGAAAAGGAAGUGCAGAGACUGAUGAAAAAAGAACAGAAAAUAGCGGUCAAGCUUUCCUAACAGUGGAGGCACUCUGGUCAUGAUUUAAGUUAAGGGAUGUCAUGGAUUUCUGCAUUGUACCCUGCUUCAGUAGAUCAGAUCCUCAUAAAGCUACCUGUUAGUUACUGCUUUGGAGACAGCCAGGAAACUGCCAGCAGCGGGCCUGCUUUUCACAGCAGACAUUUCCCACAAUUUUAGGGGACUUUUUAACUGCUUUGUCUUAUCACUGGAUGUUCAGCUCAUGGAUGAUGACCUUCCACCCAUCCUGUUCACUGUAUAUUGUUAUAUCUUAUUCACUUUAUUUAUGGUGUUAAUAUUAUUUAUCUGAGGAUGCUAAUCCUUCUGUGCUCACACCCAGGUUUUUAGAGUACGAAAAUGUGCACAACAGUGGUGAUGAUGAUGAUGAUGAUUGUGGUGUUAUUUCCAGUUUAAUUGAUCUGGUCAUCAGCAGACUAAGUGCUGAUUUCUAAGCCAUAAUAAUGCUGUGUUGUACCAUUAGGCUGAUGAAGUAGAGGUCAGCGUAGGGUCCUGCAGUGAGAGCUCAAGGGAGUUUUACUUUUUUUAAAUGUUCUGAGGGCAGAAGGAACAGAGAUUGGUUCAGAUUGUAGAGGAUGUGGGUCCAGGCAACUAGAGGAGGCAGGACCAAGACAUCUGAUUGGUUGGUCCCACCUCCUCUACAGUGUGAUUGGUUCAGGGAUUGGUUCAAUGUUCCUUCUGCCCUCAGAAUGUUUUGGUGUAAGUAAAACUCCCAUGAGCAUAGUGGGAUGGUGUACUGACCUGCUGUUAUAUCACUUCUACUCAGCCAGAGUGAAGGCUUCCCUAGCAGCAGAGCUGCACCAGUAUUUCACACUGCAGGAGCUAUUUCUGGGAGGAAUUCUGCGUUACUGCAAGCAAUGAACCCCAUAAAACAAGCUGGAAAGAAAAGCAAUUUCAUGUGCUCUGAAGAACAGGUUGUCCUAAUGGCAUGAGUGAAGUGGAUUUUUCUUGUAUCAUGUAUCUUUGGACACAGAAUCUCUCACUGCCCUGGCAGCUGGCUCUUCCAGUGACCAUGCAGCACAAUAAUUACUCUUGGAGAUUAUUUUGCAUGUGAGUCCAUACCCUUUGUCAUCCCUUUUCCUCUGGAUUGAGGCUGGAGGAGGGGGUUUAUAUCUUCAUUUAGCUGUUGAGAGAAGCCAGAUUUGUUUUGGUUUCGGCCACAUCUCCCAUUCUGUGUAUGGUGAUUUUGCUAUUGGCAUAAAAGCAAAGUAACCAAGUUUCUAACUGAAA